Molecule: messenger RNA, 1025 nt
Organism: Talaromyces stipitatus ATCC 10500
Lineage: Eukaryota; Fungi; Ascomycota; Eurotiomycetes; Eurotiales; Trichocomaceae
Exons: 2
Coding region: 315-1025 (236 amino acids)
Biological process (GO): mitotic DNA damage checkpoint signaling; protein phosphorylation
Cellular component (GO): cytoplasm; nucleus
Molecular function (GO): ATP binding; protein serine/threonine kinase activity
Source: RefSeq, a predicted model, not a curated record
UCAGAAAGGGAAUCGAUAUGUUGCAUUGAAAAAUUGCAAUUGCGGAUGUUUAGGGUAAAAGUAUCGAGUCGAAAACUCUACAGCAUCUUCAAGCUGAGAACUCUAACCAUCCCGGGCGUAAAUAUGUUUCCUCGUUGCUUCAUGGGUUUCUUUCAGAGGACCCCACGGCCACUGCACGUGCUUCGUGAGCGGCUGUAGUGUUGCUGAAUCCGAGGAGAACAGUCCGGAUUUUAUGUUGCCUUUCAACAUCGCUCGAACCAUUGCGGCUUAAGCUACUAUGGGACUAGCAUAUAUGCAUUCUUGCGGAGUUGGUCAUGGAGAUCUUCAUGCUCGCAAUUUUCUCCUUCAGCCUACUGAGCUGGAUUGCCUCAGUACCAAGGAGAUAUGUGAACAUAUUUGAGGUCCCUGUUUCCCGCAUUGAUGAGGGUCCUCUCGGCCCAGAGGCCCCUACACAUGUCGUGAUUCCACUGAAUCUGACCAUCCCCAGCAAUCAGGUUAAGAAUUGCACGGCCAAGAUUACCGAUUUUGGAUCGUCUUUCUUUCUCGGUAAAGAGCCCUCAACGCUGCAUACACCGGCUGUCCUCUGUCCUCCUGAAAUAGUCUUUCGUGGGAAGGUCAACUCAUCCGCUGAUAUAUGGACUCUGGGUUGUACUCUGUACGACAUGCUUGGCGAGAGACCCCUCUUCGAGACCUGGGCAGACGAUCCGGAUGAGGUGAUCGGGGGAGAUGGUGAGCACCUGGGCAAGUUGUCAACGAGAGUGUGGCAGCAAUGGGAGAAGAGACCGGAAUUCUUCCUUGAGGGCGGGAUCUGGAACCCGAAUUUUAGUUGCAUACAGCCAUCUGUCUUUAGACCUUUGAGUCAACGACUAUGGCAAAUGGGGAGAGGGGAGACUCUGCAGACCUGCGAGCUUGAUGAAAUGGAAAUGGAUAGUCUACGGAGUUUACUGCGGGCAAUGCUGGCUUACGAACCGUCCAGACGAAUCACAGCGGAUGGAGCGAUAAAUUCUGACUGGAUACUGAAUUAG